AAACAAUUCUCACACUUCACGUGUGCAUCGAAACUUCCGCUUUCCUUCGAUUGCGUGGACGGUGGUGGCCUCCCCGCGAGUCAUUCUCCCAAACGCGUCAAUUUGGACUAUGAACCUCCCAUUAAUUAAUUAAUUAAUCCCGCAGCAGAGAAAAUCAGGCACCACUAUCUCCCCCUCUAUAAAGCCAGCGGAAAACCAGCCAACAAAUUCAAAACAGAGUCAGAGUUUUCCCGCAAAGGCUUCGGAACGAGAAACACGGGUAUUUUAAAAUGGGAAAGCAAGAAGAACAAAAUCAGCAGAAAAUCGAGAGGAAGAAGCCCAGGUUUCUGUGCCUACAUGGGUUCAGAACCAACGGCCAGAUUAUGAAAACGCAGAUCGAGAAAUGGCCCCCGUCCGUGCUCGAGAAGCUCGAUCUCGUGUUCGUCGACGCCCCUUUCCCGGCCAACGGCAAAUCCGACGUGGAAGGGAUCUUUGAUCCUCCUUACUACGAAUGGUUUCAAUUCAACAAGGAAUUCACAGAGUACACCAAUUUUGACGAGUGUCUGGCGUAUAUAGAGGAUUACAUGAUAGAGCACGGACCAUUUGAUGGUCUUCUUGGUUUCUCUCAGGGCGCAAUUUUAUCUGCGGCUUUGCCGGGUCUGCAAGCUGAGGGAGUGGCCUUAACGAAGGUACCAAAGAUAAAUUUCUUGGUAAUAAUUGGAGGGGCAAAGCUGAAAGAGCCCUCACUGGCAGAGAGGGCAUAUUCGUGUUUGAUUCGUUGCCCGUCCCUCCACUUUUUAGGCGAGACGGAUUUCCUAAAGCCAUAUGGAACUGAACUCUUGGAAUCAUUUGUAGAUCCUGUAGUGAUUCAUCAUCCUAAGGGCCACACAGUUCCAAGACUUGAUGAUAAAGGUUUACCAACCAUGCUGAACUUUGUCGAACGGAUUCAGAAGGCGGUAACCAGGAACGAAGAAUAAGAGUUCACCCAUAUAUGGUCAGCGAAGGCUCCAGUAACGUAAUAGCAGAAAACCUGUACUACUUAAGAUUAUGAUUUUGUUUACCCUUGUAGCUAGACAACAAGAUUAAAACCAAAAAGGCUUCCGACUUUCGUUUCAUAAGUUGGAAACUAAUUUAGACGCUCAAUUUUCAGCGUGCGGAUGCUCGUCAAAAAGUGUUGGUUCCCUGUUCCA
Molecule: messenger RNA, 1169 nt
Organism: Rhododendron vialii
Lineage: Eukaryota; Viridiplantae; Streptophyta; Magnoliopsida; Ericales; Ericaceae
Exons: 6
Coding region: 270-956 (228 amino acids)
Source: RefSeq, a predicted model, not a curated record